CAUAAAAACAGCACCUCCCCCGCAUUUCGGCGUUGCAUGUUUUCCUGAGGUCCACGUACUGCUCUUGGCGGAGCCAGACCAGCCCCCAUCUCCCCGGGGAGAGCCUGCCCGCUAGGAAGGAUUCCAGACCAAUGAGCCACACAAAGCCACAUCUGGUGACAGCUGGGAACACGGGAUUCUGUGCAGCAGCGUCCUCUCCACUGCUGGCAGGCAGGACCGCCUGGCGACCCUGGGGACAGUGCGCGCUGCAGUCACCUGGGAGAACAGGCCACAUGACACCUCCUUCAUCCUCCACCCCUCCCUGCCCUCCUCAGACCAGCUGGACGUGCCAUCCAUCCAAGGGAGAAAUAAAAACAAGACGAAGAAGAAGGAGGAGGAGGAGGAGGAUGAGGAGGAGGAAGAGGAAGAAGAAGAAGAAGGAAAAGGAGAAGAAGAAGAGGAGGAAGAAGAAGGAGAAGGAAAAGGAGAAGAAGAGGAGGAAGAAGAAGAAGAAAGAAAAAGUAAAAGAAAAAAGAAACCCAAACAGGACAGGUGUGAUGCAGCAGGAGCACCCCUCCCAGCAGCCGGUGCCCCUCUAG
Lepus europaeus (European hare) is the source of this 578-nucleotide messenger RNA. Its product is annotated as chromatin assembly factor 1 subunit A-like. Bases 132 to 578 code for a protein of 148 amino acids. Lineage: Eukaryota; Metazoa; Chordata; Mammalia; Lagomorpha; Leporidae. The transcript has 4 exons. The record is from RefSeq and is a predicted model, not a curated record.